AUGCCACGAAAGCCCGCCUACACCGCGUCGACGGCCUUUUUCGAGGCCCUCGCGGCCGCGGGCGUCUCCCACGCCUUUGUCAACCUGGGCUCGGACCACCCAGCCAUCAUGGAGGCCAUUGUGCGCAGCCAGCGCGACCCGGCGCUCAAACACAAGUUCCCGCGCAUCAUCACCUGCCCGUCCGAGAUGGUCGCCAUGUCCAUGGCCGACGGCUACGCCCGCGUCACCGGCGAGCCGCAGGUGGUCAUUGUCCACGUCGACGUCGGCACGCAGGCCCUCGGCGUGGCCGUCCACAACGCCUCGGUCGGGCGCUGCCCCGUCCUCGUCUUCGCCGGCCUCUCCCCCUUUACCUGCGAGGGCGAGCUGCCCGGCUCCCGCACCGAGUUCAUCCACUGGCUCCAGGACGUCCCCGACCAAAAGGCCAUCCUCGGCCAGUACUGCCGCUACGCCGCCGAGGUCAAGACCCCGCUCAACAUCAAGCAGAUGGUCAACCGCGCCCUGCAGUUCACACGGAGCGACCCGGCCGGCCCCGCCUACCUCGUCGCCGCCCGCGAGGUCAUGGAGGCCGAGAUGGAACCCUACACCAUCCAGCAGGACCACUGGCGGCCCGUCGAGAUGGGCGCGCUCCCCGGCACGGCCGCCCUCACCAUCGCCCAGGCCCUCGCCUCCGCGUCAAGGCCGCUCGUCAUCACCGGCUACUCGGGCCGCAACCUCGCCUGUCCCGCCCAGCUCGUCGCCCUCGCCGACGCCAUACCCGCCCUCCAGGUCCUCGACGGCGCCGGCAGCGACAUGUCCUUCCCCAGCGACCACCCGGCCUGCCUCGGCAUCAAGCAGGGCCAGCCCGACGACGCCAUCCCGCAGGCCGAUGUCAUACUCGUCCUGCACUGCGACGUCCCCUGGGUCCCGACCCUCUGCAAGCCGCGCGACGACGCCCGCAUCUUCCACGUCGACAUUGACCCCCUGAAGCAGGGCAUGCCGCUCUUCUACAUCCCCGCCGAGGCCCGCUACCGCGCCGACGCCCUCGCCACCUUGGAGCAGCUCAACGCCCAGCUCACCUUAAACACCAUCGCCCAGCCGUCCACGCAGGUCAAGACGCAGCAAGCCCAGGCCCGCCAGGCCGCCUUUGACGCCCGCCUCGACGCCAUCCGACGCGCCGCCCAGCCUCAUCCCGACGGCUCCUUUGGCACCGGCUUCCUCAGCAAGACCCUCGCCACCGUCUGCCCGGACGACACCAUCUGGGCCGUCGAGGCCGUCACCAACUCGGGCCACAUCCACAGCAACGUCCGUCCCACCGCGCCGGGCCACUGGAUCAACUGCGGCGGCGGCGGCCUCGGCUGGUCCGGCGGCGCCGCCCUCGGCAUCAAGCUCGCCACCGACAAGCAGGGGAAGGCCAAGUUUGUCUGCCAGGUCGUCGGCGACGGCACGUACCUCUUCAGCGUGCCCGGCAGCGUCUACUGGAUCUCGCGGCGGUACAACAUCCCCGUCCUGACCGUCGUCCUCAACAACAAGGGCUGGAACGCGCCCCGCGUCUCCCUGCAGCUCCUCCACCCCGACGGCGAGGGCGCCCAGGUCAGCAACGAGGACCUCAACAUCUCCUUCCACCCGACCCCCGACUACGCCGGCAUCGCGCGCGCCGCCGGCGCCGGUGACAUCCACGCCUUCAAGGUCACCCAGGCCAGCGAGCUCGAGGCCGUGCUCAGGGACGCCGUGGACAAGGUCAAGGCGGGCACGACGGCUGUCGUCGACGCCCGAGUCAUCCCGGGCAGCUGA
Molecule: messenger RNA, 1770 nt
Organism: Emericellopsis cladophorae
Lineage: Eukaryota; Fungi; Ascomycota; Sordariomycetes; Hypocreales; Bionectriaceae
Product: Benzoylformate decarboxylase-like protein
Exons: 2
Coding region: 1-1770 (589 amino acids)
Biological process (GO): L-valine biosynthetic process
Cellular component (GO): mitochondrion; acetolactate synthase complex
Molecular function (GO): magnesium ion binding; acetolactate synthase activity; flavin adenine dinucleotide binding
Source: RefSeq, a predicted model, not a curated record